Messenger RNA from Sardina pilchardus (European sardine), 1450 nucleotides. RefSeq lists its product as uncharacterized. The record is from RefSeq and is a predicted model, not a curated record. NCBI's taxonomy places the organism in Eukaryota, Metazoa, Chordata, Actinopteri, Clupeiformes, Clupeidae. Bases 1 to 963 code for a protein of 320 amino acids. The transcript is spliced from 3 exons.
AUGGAAAACGGGUCAAGCGCUGCCAAGUUGGAAGGGAAUCAGAGCUCUGUGCCAAGCAAUGGUCUCUGUUUGCCAGCCAAUCAGCAACUCGCGUUAUCGACAGUUCUGUCGACAGUUUAUCGACAGUUUUCUGCUUCAGGCCAAUCAGCAGUUUGGAUUGUCGACAGUUUUCUGGGCCAAUCAGCAGCUCGGAUUAUCUACAGUUUUUUGAACUACGGCAGCAACGAGAGUGUUUUCACUGACUCCAGGCGUUGCAGCAGAGGGACGACCACUGGCACCAGCGGCGGCAGCGGGCUCAGCAGCGGCGGCGGAAGCGGUGGCAGUGCCAGCGUCAGCGACAGCGCCGGGCCCAGCAGCAGCGGCGGUGGAUCGUCCUCCGGCAGCAGCUACUGUGGUGCCUACAGGCCAGGUGCCGACAGCAGCAGCAAGGGUGGCCGCGACACUGGCAGCAGCACCGGCUGUGGCAGCACCGGUGCCUGUUCUGCCAGCGCCGUUACGGCUACUGGCGCCAUUACCGCCUGCCCCCUCAGCUGCUGUCCUGGCCGUACCACCAACAGCUGCUGCAGCUGCAACAGGACCUUUUCGUGCUACACAGCCUCUCCUCCUGGACCUCUCAAUGCCCCAGCAGACUGUGAGGGUGCUCCCCAUCCCCCCCCCCCCCCCAACGCUCCCUCGGACAACGCCAGCCCCACACGUCCUCCCUCUGCCGCUGGCCGCCGCACAUCACGCCGGCCCUCAGGUGCCUGCACUGCAGCUGCUGGACAGGACAGCAAGGACAACAAGCAGUGCAGGCAGCACCUCCUGCUCAGCCUGUCUCUUCAUACAAAACUGAAUAGGCGAGGAGGAAGAGGGCUGAGCAGAGGGCAGCGGCACAGCCGGGGACAGUCACCGCUGCCCGGGCCGGCGUGCCACAAGUGCAGAAAAUGCGGCCUGCCUAUGCUGUUGUUGAUGGAUGUGCUGUGAAAAAAAACACAGAAUUGUAUGCCAUGUCUGUUCCUCCCUGACAGGUCGUUGUUCUAAACCAGGUUAUUGGUGUUCUUCACCUGUGCUUUGACACCUUACACACCUACACCUUACACUGCCUAUGCUGUCACCUGUGCUUUGACACCUUACAUCGCCUAUGCUGUCACCUGUGCAUUGACACCUUACACUGCCUAUGCUGUCACCUGUGCUUUGACACCUUACACUGCCUAUGCUGUCACCUGUGCAUUGACACUUACACUGCCUAUGCUGUCACCUGUGCAUUGACACCUUACACUGCCUAUGUGCUGUUGUUGUUCUGCACCUGUGCUUUGACACCUUACACUGCCUAUGCUGUCACCUGUGCAUUGACACUUACACUGCCUAUGCUGUCACCUGUGCAUUGACACCUUACACUGCCUAUGUUGUUGUUGAUGCAUGUCCUGUAAAAAAAAAAACAGAAUUGUAUGCCAUGUCUGUUCCUCCCUGA